GGAGAGGGAUCAUGUCAAGAGGGUCAGAAGACUCACGAUGAAGAUCUGCCUGGUUGUGGUGAUGGGCUACUUGGCCGUAGCUCUCGCCUAUGAUGAAGAUUGUCUGGAGUAUUGUUCUUGCUCUAAAGGAAUGGCCUCAAUUGCAAGGUGUACCCAACUUUCAACAGACAUGCUCUUCCCAGAGAGAGUAAAAUACCUAAUCGUAGAUUCUGUUCCAGAUUUACAAAUCAACUUGACAAAAGGUUUCUUCAGAGAAGUUGGUUUGCAACAACUUUUGACUAUACAAAUUUCCCACUGCUUAAUUUCUUAUGUUGAUGUAGGUGCAUUUGAAGGUCUCAGUGAGUUGACUGAUGUAGAUCUUUCUGACAACGGUCUAAUAUUUAUCCACAGAGAUACAUUUGAAACCAACAGCCGCUUGGAACGUAUAAAUCUGAGCUCCAAUCCUCUUCAACUUACACAGCUUUUGAAAGCCGAGCAAGAUUAUUUCUUAAAAUCCUCAUCGCUGUUGGAGCUGGAUCUAUCCUACUGUCAGCUGAGUAAUAUUGACAAAAGAUUAUUAUCGCAAGUUAUUAACCUUCAGUACAUAAAUCUCAAGUCAAAUAACAUCAAAGUAAUUGAUGAUUAUAUAUUUGAGAAUGUGCCAUUGCUCGAUGAAGUUGACCUCUCUGAUAACAUGCUUAUGACACUAAACGAUGAGAUAUUUGAAGAUAUAGAAGAGCUAACAACUCUCAAUUUAAGAAAUAAUCUAAUUGAAAACAUUAAGGAGCUAGAUAUGCCAGGUUUGAAAGAGUUAGAUGUAAGCCUUAACAACAUAAAACUAAUAAAGAAAACCACUUUUGAAGGGGUUCCUGACCUGUCUACUUUGAAUAUGUCUCACAAUAAAAUCACUUGGAUUUCUGAAGAGACCUUCAAGGAUCUCAUUGAGUUAAGACAUCUUGACUUGUCCCAUAAUGCUCUUAUAGGUCCGUUACCCAAAUUCAUUUUUGAGGAGAAUGAAUACCUCGAAACAUUAUCUAUUGGAGGUAACAAUGGUAUGCAUAUUUUUGAAGGAUUUUCUACUGAACUACCCAGGCUCUACAAACUUGACAUAUCUGAUUGUGGCCUUCACAACAUAACAAACUCGUCAUUCAGUGGCAUGCCGAGUCUGGCCAUCUUGAAUGCCAGUAUGAAUUCUUUAACAUCAUUAAAUCAUGUAAUGAUGUCCAAACUUCAUCGUCUCAAUACUCUCGAUCUGUCACAUAACGAAAUUACAAAGGUGGGAGCAUAUACAUUUUCUAGCAACUUACAUCUGAGGAAACUAAAUCUUUCAAACAAUAAAAUACAUCAUCUUUCCCCAAACACUUUUGACACAACUUCAUUUCUCUCAUACUUGGAUAUCAGUAAUAAUCAACUUUCCUAUGUCUGGCAUGCAAAUGAUUCAGAAUACAUGAAAGAAAACAAAAUAUUGAGUCAACUUGAAAAAUUGAACAUUGCAGGAAACAAAAUUAAGGACUUGCACAAACACAGUUUCAGCCAUUUAAUUAACCUUCAGGCAAUUAACAUACAGGACAAUCCUUUGGAGUGUACGUCAGAGUUCCCAGCAUUCGUUGAGUGGAUGUACAAGUAUAAUAUUAAGCCUCUGGAGCAUAUUGGAAAAUCUCCUGCAGCUGAAGAAAAACUUGAGAUAUCCAAUCUUCAGUGGGAUGACCUAUUCAUGGAAGUGUGCAAACCCCAAAAGACAGAAAAGAUAGAAAUCAAGACGAAGCCAGUAAAAGGUGAAGAGAUGGACGAUACAAAAGAACACGACUUGAACUUCUAUCAAUACACUGUUAUUGAAGAUGUCAAACUCAACGAUGCCAAACUCGACAAAGAAAACGAAAUAGCAAUGGAAGCCACAGAAGUAGAUGAAUUAGCUGAAGAAGUAACUUCUUACAUGUGGCCAACAUUUUUAGUAAUUUUCUCUAUUGUGUUUCUGUUACUAGCCAUUGGUAACACAUUAGCCUUAGUGAUUUAUAACAGAAACCGCAACCCUUAUAACACCGUUGGAAUGAAAACUGCUUUCACUUCACCAUUCAAACGCACUAUGGUCAAACUAGACACCACACCUCGUUACCACAAACUGUAUGAAGAAUGCAGUGUUCCAAACACACCGAUCGUAAAAGGAAAUUUGCUGGGAAAUAUUGUCAAUUCACAACGUAAUGUUUUUACCCUUUCAAAAUCAAAAGAAGACAAUGUUGUGUAAGAUAUCCAUAAACCAACAUGCUUAUUUUAAUCUAAAUUGUAUAUUAGUUAUAAUGUAGGACUAAUGUAUUACAUUUGUUUAAUAUUGUAUUGUUAGUUAAUAACCUAAACUCUAAGUCAAUAAUGUGAUAAAAUUAAUGUUCAUUACACACAAUUUAUUUUACUUAAUUAUGUACUUCAUAACUGCAACACAUAGUUUUAAUAAAUAAUAGUUUUGUAAAUAUACAUUUGUAACUUUUUACAUAAAGUCUGUAUAAGUAGCAAAAUUCCUACUACAUUCCAAUUUUUGCAUCUAUUAUUUUAUUUUUUAUCUGAAAAUGUGUACAUAUUUGUAAAGUGCCUGUUACAAGUACCAGUUUUUGAAAUUGGUACAAAAUUUUAUAAAACUACAAUUUUUCUAUAAAUUAUACCUACUAACUUAUUAAAAUAAAGAACUGAAGAACAUCCAACUUUAAAGUACAUUGUUGAAAGAUUUUGUGUGCUUUGAAGUAGACCUGUGUCUAUAAUCCUAAACAUGCUAUUUUAAUGCUUAUGUUUAAGUUUAACAGAGGUUUUUACUGCAAAAAUAAAUGUUAACUAUUAUUAUCUUGUAUGAUCAAGAAAUAACAGGUAAAUGUGUAACAUUAAUCAUUUUUGUUAACUCUAAAGGGUAUAAAAAACAGAAUGCAGUGUGUCAAUUUACUUCAUAUAAGGGAAUAAAUAUAUUCAACAACCAACAAUAUAUUUAGUCAAAAGCAACAUUACCUUUACCUAUGUAUUAUCAGCAUAACCACAUUUUACAUGUUUCAAAAUAUUUGAUGAAGUAUCAAAAAGAAAUUCUAGAUCUCCAAGGAAGCAUAAGGGAUUGAGGUCUGCUGUAUUCUCCCUCACCUACUAUUUUGAACCAAAUAACAAACUAAAAUAUUUUCACUUCUUUAUAUAAAUGAAUGUCACUUUUAAAAUAGUCUAACCUAGUGAGGUUAUACUCAUCAAUAAUGAUGAUCCAUGUGUGUUCUGUAUUAAAUAAUCUGGAACAUUAAAGUGAAUUUAACUGAUAUUAAAAUA
This is a messenger RNA of Homalodisca vitripennis (glassy-winged sharpshooter), 3264 nucleotides long. RefSeq names its product leucine-rich repeat-containing protein 15-like. The coding region runs from base 38 to 2221 and encodes 727 amino acids. Gene Ontology annotation, molecular function: protein binding; transmembrane signaling receptor activity. Gene Ontology annotation, biological process: toll-like receptor signaling pathway; immune response. The transcript has 2 exons. NCBI's taxonomy places the organism in Eukaryota, Metazoa, Arthropoda, Insecta, Hemiptera, Cicadellidae. Gene Ontology annotation, cellular component: extracellular matrix; membrane. The record is from RefSeq and is a predicted model, not a curated record.